Molecule: messenger RNA, 1006 nt
Organism: Owenia fusiformis
Lineage: Eukaryota; Metazoa; Annelida; Polychaeta; Sabellida; Oweniidae
Source: the annotation of a GenBank genome assembly
CUAUGCAAACGGAAGUGAUAAUUUUUAAUAAUAUUUUUAUUUUGCCGAAAAUAUCAAGAAAUUAGCUGUUUUUGAUCUUCAUAUCAUGCAUUAAUCCACAAUACUAUUCUCUCACAAGGAAGGAAUGGGUGCGUAUGCCAGUAACUUCCAGCCUGACACAGGAAGCAUUGUAUCUGAUAUAACCGAUCCUACAAGGUCAAACUGGAUAACAGCCCAUGCUGAAGCAACUGGUUUGGCUAUUGUUGAAGUAGAGCGCCUGUGGUUGAGGUUCAAGCAGUUAGGAUGUGACAAGUAUGGGACUCUGCCUGGUAGCAAGCUCAAUGAGCCACAGCUCACACAGGAUCCCUUCUUUAAGAAUGUACUGAGGUCAUUUAGAUCUGACGAUGGAGACAUUGCAUUUCAAACAUUCCUUAAUGCAAUGCAAUGGUGUGAGGUAUCAGAAACAGAAAUGAAGCUUAGAGCCAUAUUCCAACUCUUGAACAAUGGAGAUCCUGUAGACCAAGACCACCUUGUGAGGAUUCUCACCAGACUCUAUCCUGAGGAUAGUGAGGAAGCAGUUCAAAGGAUUGCUGGUGUUUUUAUGGAACAAAUGGACAAAAGAAAGAAAGGAUACAUCGAUGAGCAAACAUUUGUACAAUGGAUCCUAAAAAUGCCACGGGAGACAGUGGAGCCUGUGUUAGAGUUUAGUAUCAUCCCUUCAGAUAUAAACGCUGAUGCUCAUAGAGCUUUCUCUACAGCACAACCUGCUUCUCUGGAUGAGCCCCAAAUCCCUAGUGAUGAGCUCCUAGGUCAUGUCGCACGGAGAUGUCACAAGCGAGACUGGAGCCUACUUGCAAACAACCUUGGUUACCUUCAAGAGGAUAUCGCCAACAUAAAAAAGACUAUAGGAAAUGAUUCAGAAAAACAAUUGCUAGAAAUCCUUACAAGAUGGCGGGUUCAAAACGGCACUUCUGCUACAACAGAUGAGCUAGAAACUGCACUGAGGGAAUCUGGAUUUGGAAAUGUU